Molecule: messenger RNA, 9754 nt
Organism: Dunckerocampus dactyliophorus (ringed pipefish)
Lineage: Eukaryota; Metazoa; Chordata; Actinopteri; Syngnathiformes; Syngnathidae
Product: ATP-sensitive inward rectifier potassium channel 12-like
Exons: 3
Coding region: 239-1894 (551 amino acids)
Biological process (GO): regulation of monoatomic ion transmembrane transport; potassium ion import across plasma membrane
Cellular component (GO): plasma membrane
Molecular function (GO): inward rectifier potassium channel activity
Source: RefSeq, a predicted model, not a curated record
GAAAUAGAGAAAGAAGGGGAGGCGGGCUCACACACCACCGAAACCUAAACAUGGUGGGUAGUUGCUGUGGACAAUGCCAGAGGGAUUUUGAGAAGUGAAGUUUUGAGUCACGAGGAACUCAAAUUCCAACGGAGAAAACCGCCGUAGGUGCUGCUCUCAAAGGCCCAAAUAUCGCCUGCGAGGUGGACGGACGCCUGAUUCGUGUGAGCGAGAGUCUGGCCUCCCACCCUAGCCUCAAAUGAGGGAUUAUUGUUGCCAUGGGAACAAGUACAGCAUUGUAUCAGACAACUUACCAGAGGAGGAGCGCCUGAAGAUCUCCAGCUUGGAUCUCCAUAACGGUCAUAGGUCCUCCAUCGUCCCCUUACACUGUGACACAGAACCAGACAACAGGAAGAGAAGGAGGAGGUCAGGAGCCUCCGCUGCUGUGCCCGGCACAAGGGGACAAGGCGGUAUGAGCAACUACAACGGCAGGGUUCUGACAAGGGGCUCCAGCCAGGUACGGAGCCGCUUUGUGAAGAAAAAUGGACAAUGCAAUGUUGUCUUCACCAACAUGGAGGAGAAGAGGCAGCGCUAUCUAGCAGACAUUUUUACCACCUGUGUGGACAUCCGCUGGCGAUACCUGCUGUUUAUAUUCUGCACCAGCUUCAUCGUCUCCUGGCUUUUCUUCGGCAUCAUCUUUUAUAGCGUCUCUCUGUCACAUGGGGACUUUGAGGAGCCACUCAUGGUGAAGAAUGAAGGACUAGCCACAGGGGGGCUGUAUUCACCCUCCUCUGGGCACGGCACUGGAGGACAGACAAAAAGGAUGCCCUGCAUCCUCCAUGUCCAAGGAUUUGUUGGUGCCCUCUUGUUUUCCAUGGAGACCCAGACAACCAUCGGUUAUGGGUGGCGCUGCGUGACCGAGGAGUGCCCCGUGGCUGUCCUCACAGUGGUGGUUCAAUCCAUUGUAGGCUGCAUCAUUGACUCUUUCAUGAUUGGCACCAUUAUGGCCAAGAUGGCUCGGCCAAAGAAGAGGAACCAGACGCUCGUGUUCUCCAAAAAUGCAGUUGUUUCCCUUCGUGAUGGCAAACUAUGCCUGAUGUGGAGAGUGGGGAACCUGCGUAGGAGCCACAUCGUGGAGGCUCACGUCCGGGCGCAGCUCAUCCGGUCCUACGUGACAGUCGAAGGUGAAUUCAUCCCCUUGGAGCAGAUGGACCUCAAUGUGGGCUAUGAUGAGGGCACAGACAGGUUGUUUCUGGUGUCCCCACUGGUGAUAGUCCAUGAAAUAGACAAAGACAGCCCCUUGUAUACUUUAAGCCGAGCUGAUCUGGAGACUGAUGAAUUUGAGAUUGUUGUGAUACUAGAAGGAAUGGUGGAGGCCACGGCCAUGACCACGCAAUUCCGUAGCUCCUAUCUUUCCAGGGAGAUCUUCUGGGGCCACAGAUUUGAGCCCGUCAUUUAUGAGGACCGCAACUGCUACAAGGUGGAUUACGCCCGCUUCCACAAGACUUACGAGGUGCCGUCAACGCCCAACCUCAGCGCCAAAGAGCUCGACGAGGCAGCGGGUCGGGUCUCCUCUGUGGUUUCUCCCGCCUCUGCGUGCAUGUCCUCGAAAAGCUUGAUCCCUCGCUCUGUCAGCACCUUCUGCUAUGAGAACGAGGUAGCACUGAGCUGCGGGGAGGAAGACGAAGACAUCUUUGACUCCUCUCAGCUUGUCGGGAAGGAUAGAGGAGAGGAGCGAAGGACCUCAGUUUCUGUUGACUUCCAAAAUAUGUUCAAGGACACCGCCACCAUGACAUCUGGGAGUCACAAUGUCAUGUGUGUUCUGGACAUGGACAAUAACCAGAUGGAGUUUGACAUCCUACAGACCGCCAUUCCUCUUGAUCCAGUGACCUACAAGAACGAGCCGGAGAUGUGAGGAGCUGAGAGAGGAAGCACGAUUACAUUUUUCUGAGCAGAAGAGGGAUUUUCCAUAUUGUGUGCAGUUUUGGCUUUAAUAUAGUGACAUCCGAAACCCCUUUUGCCUUGUCGGUUUAAGUGUUUCACAGUCCUGGCAGUCAUGUAGAACUUGCAAAGUUGACAAAUCUGUUCUCUGAUUGACUUUCAAGGCUGUUUUUCUCAGAGCAAAUAAUGUCAAUUGAAUGAAUUAGUUCCAGACAAAAACGAUUUCCAGAAAACCUUCAUGAACGGGACAUGCUUCCUCUUUGCCGUUACCACCGCGGGGGCGUUGCAAAAAAAACAACAUAAAAUGCAAAAACCGCUUCCUUCAAUGCGCUUGGUGGUUUGAAAUCCCAAUUUUGUUGGACUCCUUGGGCAUAUUUUUCCAGAUAAUUUGGGUUGAACUUGGGUUGAAUUUCCGGGGCGUUUGACCUUGGAUGCUCCCCCGUUUUAAGUUCUAUAGGAUUGCGGCAUACAGCAAUGACACACAAUGAAGGGAAGAUGUUGCAAAGCUGCUGUAACAGGAAACAAAGGGAUUCAGUUUGAGUAAAGUCUCUUGAAAAGUGCAAUAAGGACUGGUUGAGGAGGAUAAAGUCAAGUCCAACUGGUUCUUAUUGUGGAUUUUGUUGUUUAUAAUGGUUUUCAUGUCUAAUUGAAUGAUUUCAAUUGUGUGGGCUAUGAAAUGGUUCAAUGCAUUAGCCAGUGGCACAACACAAUCGUUUUCAAUUUGACCUAUGACUCCUCAUCUGCUGUUCCCAUCAUACUGCAAUAUGUUUAUUGAUGAACCUUUGGUUCCUUUAUUUUAGUUCAACUUGUUUUUGUCUGUUUCGUUGUUUGAGAUGUGUGUUGUGUGCAAGUGUGGACCUGCUAAAACAGAGGUGUCCAAAGUGCGGCCGGGGGACCAUUUGCGGUCAGUGACUGCUGCUUCUAAAAGUAGAAUUUAAGUAGAAUUUAAAAAAAAGAAAAAAAAAAGAGUAACAAUGGAAAAAUCAGCAGUAAUUUUACAAGAAUAAAGUCAAAAUAUUAAGAAAAAAAGUCGUAAUUUUCAUGAAUGAUAUCGUAAUGUGAGGAAAAAUAACAUUUUAGUAGCUUCAGGUUGAAGUUUUAAGGAAAAAAGAUAUAUUUUUAAAGUUGGAAUAUCAUGGGAAACGAAACAACACAUGAAGCUGUAAUUUUUGGAAAAUUAGGUUGUGGAAAAAGUUAUAAUGCUACAAGAAUAAACAAAGUACAAGUAUAAAGAGGAAAAAAAGGCAUAUUCUGACGAGAGAAAGUAACCAUUUGAUGAGAAUAUACUUACUCGGAAUAUUAUAGGAAAAAUAAUGUCAUUUUAGUAGCAUAGAGGUGAAAUAUUAAAGGAAAAUGCUAUUUUUUUAAGUCGUAAUAUUAUGAGGAAAAAAAUAAUAAAGUUGUAAUUUUGGGAAAAUUAGGUUGGGGCAAAGCUAUAAUGUUACGAGAGUAAAGAUAAAAUACUACGGGAAUAAAGUCAUAAUAUUACCAGGAGACAAUUUACAAAGAUUAUUUAAGAAGAAAGUUGAAAUUUUUGGAAAUAAAAAACAAAAACAGCAAUAAUGGGGCACCGCGUAUCACAUAGCUUGAAAUGUUCUUGAAAUAUAUGUAAUACAUGGAACUUCUUAGCGGCCCUUGCACCUUUUGUCAUGUAGGCUUCUAAAACUACGAUCAUCUCCUUUUGCAGUGCUGAAGUAGAUGGUCAAAUCCAGCUUUGGAACCAAAAAAGGCAUACACAACAAAAUGAAUAGAGCGUACAGUGGAGCCCCUGCACAGUCGCGAUUCAGCAUUCAUGACGCCGCAAAUUUGCAAUGAAAAAGUCUUGUUUUUCCCUCUGAAAAUAGGGAAAACAUAGGACAAACAUUCACUCUAACUUGAUUUUAAUUUAUAACUCCAGUACGUGUUGACACGGUAAAAUGAACAACAUUACAUGUCAAAACCAGACAGACCCCAGGGAUCUAAUGUAUACGGUAUUGUACAAUGGUAUCUGCAAAGCCCUCAAGUUACCUGGGUUUUUAUUUUUACUUUUGUGGUGAAGGCAAAUGAUAUUUUAUGUAAGAAAGUAUUUUACGUACUUUGCUGCUGAGUCUUCCUGCUUUGUACAUUUUCGAACUGCACACGGGCAAUAUCUUAUUUGAAAUGAAAUAAGUUGGCAAGAAAAAAAAAACAAUGAAAGCACUUUAAUGUAUCAUGUUUACCUUUUGAUGUUAUCAAUAAAUAUUUGUAUUGUAUUGGUUUAUUCCAAGUCAUUCCGGUAACAAUACUCAGCUGUGUGUCGGGGACGUGUUCUUUCCUAAAGAAUAGUGUAGAUUUGAAUGUUUGUUGUUCCAUUUUUUUGCCGUUAGAUGUCGCUGCCUCCAUUGACAGGAGAUGAGACCACAGAUGCAAACACAACAUCACGCGCGCCGUUGGAGGAGCUCCAGUUAUAAUGGUAUCUAGAAAUACAUGUAAAAGAACAGAGUAAGGGAACACUUCAAAUGUUUAUGUGUGUGUAGGUAAACAGGAUAUGUAAAAUACCUUUUCUAAGUGGGGACUGACUCCAUGCAAAUACUGCAUUUCAAGAGAAAGUGUGGCCUGCACUUGGGUUGAGUGAAACUGCCUAUUUUGGUAUCAAUCCGAUAUUUUGUGAUUUUGCCUUCAUCAUUACUAGAAUCAAAAUAAAACAGGCAAAAAAUUAGCAUCAAACUUGAUAUUUAACAAUACAAUCUAUAAAUACAAUUGUUUGAGCAAAAAUAAUAAUAAAGCAAUCCCUCGUUUAUCGUGGUUAUUGUGGUUCCAGACCCGACAGUGAUAAGUGAAUUCCUUAUUUAUAAAUUGAAUAUUUUCAUAGUUGGAGCAGAGAAAACCUGUUUAUGACAUUCUAAAUACGUUUUUUUAAUAUUAUUAGAGCCCUCCUGACAUGAAAUAACACCCCUAUAGUCACCUUUGCACUUGUAUUACCAAAUAUAGUAAAUACAAUAACGGAAAAUAAGCCAUUUAAGACAUAAAUAAAACUUGUGUUUGUGUGCUUUGCUAGGGGAGAUGAGUGGGUGGCGGACAGGACGUGACGUCAGGGUUCAGAGUUGCGUUUUAGCUUGACUGAAGGUGGGUUACGGCCGCAACAGUAACCCAUGUUAUUAUUAGGAUUAUUAUUAUGUUAUUAUUAUUGUGCCUGUUGUGAGAUAAAGUAUCUACAAAUACAUUCAUAAAUGGAAUAUUUUUGUAGUUAGAGCCCGUUUACAACCUUCUAAUUACAGUUUUUAACAUUAUUAGAGCCCUCUUGACAUGAAAUAGCAACCCUAUAUAGUCACCUGUACACUCGUAUAGUAGACAAUAAAGACUCACACGUUAGCAUCAAAGAGUUCCUUGUUGUUGUUCCUUUUUACCUCCGAUUUCUGCAAAGUACUUCCUGCGGUGGCCAUUGUCUCAUCAAUGUAACAUUACUGACACGUAGUGGCCAGUGUAGAAUACUAUAUACAGUAUUACCACGUGUCUAUUUUAGUUCAUUUAGCCAUUGUUAUGCUUCAAAAUGUGAAAUUUAGGCCAAAAAUACAUAAGAUUUGCUUAAACGUGCAUAUAUUUCUUUUCUAAUAAUAGGCCAUAUUCAAACACAAAACAGCAACGAUUUAUUAAUUAGCACAUUUUGAAAAAACAUAAGAGAGUGAAGCCGCAAAAUUCGAAGCACGAAGUGGCGAGGGACAACCAGUGGCGAGGGACGACUGGUGGCGAGGGACGACCGGUGGCGAGGGACGACCGGUGGCGUGGGACGUAGUGCAAAAAUCAAUCCAACAAUAGCAACAAUGUAACAGUACGACCAGCACAACAACAACAAAAACAGAUACUUCAUCACGCCAGUAUCAAUGCCGUACUGAUACCACACUUUCACGGUAUCGAUACUACAUGUGUAUCGAUCUGCCCACCCCCAUCAUCCUGCACACAGUCUUGUGAUCACCUCAACAAAUAAGCGUAAAAACUGAAGCUGUGGGAUGCUUCAACUGCAAAACAAUGUUUCCUGUUUUGGCCUGAGAGACACAAAGGAAACUGUUUGCAGACAGACCCGUAUCGAGCCGGGGUGGAAUUUAGAUGAUACUAAGAUUAGAAGAUGAAGAUGUGAGCCCUCCUAAUGUACUGUACUUCAAUCAUUAUUAUUAUUAUUUUUCACCGCUUAUCGCUAAAUCUAAAUGUGCAUAAGCGUACAUAUUUUUUUGACACGACAGUCACGGCCUUCAGUCAACUGACAAAUGUCUUGUAUUCAGUCACUGGUUAUCAAGCAGACGUGAGGGACAGAGACGGAUUUCAGUGUUUAUGAUUGGAGUGGUGGCGCGUGGUCAUAGAAGUAUGCUGUUGUGUUCCUUUAACUCAUACAAAUGUGUCAUAUAGGGUCAUAAGUAUACGUUUACAACAUGGCAACAACACUGUGCUAACAAACAUCGCAUUGAUAGAAGAGAGAUGAAAGCGGCGCGUUCCGUGGAGACGCAUGCACACACAACGGAUCGUUGUGAUCCUUUUCCCCAAGGGGUGCUGGUGGGGUGGGUGCAGCUGGGCUCUUUCUCGUGACCCGCCCACAAGCUUAACGGCUCCGGGGCCAACAUCUAGCAUCAUAGACUCACUCACCACCCUACAAAAUACUCUGAUGGAAUGAUUGCAGAUGCUUUAUCAGAAUAUCGACUAGCCCUUUUAAGCUAAAAGCACGGAAUAGUAAAUACUGAACAUGAGGUGCAGGACAGUUGGACGGAUAUCCGAUACCAAGUAAACACAGGGUCAGUAUCGCAGAUACCGAUACCAAUACUUUUUACUUGGACAUUUGUCAAGAUCAGUGAAUGAUUUUUUUGAUGCACUUUUUUAGCUUGAAUUUGUUGAGCAAUUUGAAACAAUAUAAAACAAUGCAAAACAUAGAAGCAUAGCACAGAAAGACCUUCUAAAAACAGUUUUAACAGAGCCCUCUAGACAUGAAACAGAACCCCUAUGGUCACAUUUACGCUUGUAUUACCCCAUACAAGACAAAAUAACAAAUUUAAGACAUAAAUAAGACUUGUGCUUGUGUGUGUUCCUGUAAAUUUGUUCCAGCGCUAGCUGAGCUGAGGGGGGGACAGACAGGAAGUGACGUCGGGGGUUCAGAGUUGAGUUUUAGCUUGGCGUGGGCUACAGACGCAACAGCGGGCCCUUUAUAGUGCCUGUUGUGUGAUCAUUCAAACCUGCAGUAAAAGCCUGUUGUUCCAGCGAUCAGGUCUGGUGCUUGUGUGUCUCACCAAACAUCCCAGUAAAAUUACUGACACCUAGUGACCAGUGUGGAAUACUACAUCCGAUCUUUGAAUGAGUCUUCUGAAUGCCUUAUACAUAUAUUUGUAUUUCAGUUCAUUUUUUCCAUUUUUCUGCUUGAAAAUGCGUAAUUUAAGCAAUAAUACGUACAAUUUGCUUAAAUAUGCAUAUUUUGAGACAUAAUUGGCCACAGUCAACCAAAAAAAACAGCAUGAUUUACUCAUAUGUUUUUGAAAAAUCCUUUCAGACCACAUGUGAACGUGAUGCUGCCGUUCCCGUCACCAAGAUGGCCUUUUGAGUCUCAGGAGGACAGGAAGUGCAUGUCUGCCGGUGACAAACAAAUGAAAGGAGAGAACGAGGGCGAGCCGUGCAGGAACCGGCCUGGAGGCUAUCGGCUUUUCAUUAGCGGGUCACUGAGUGAAUGAGUGCGACGGUCAAACAGGAGAAGCCAUGCUGGGUCAUGACAGUUAUUAGGGUGAUUUGGGGCUCCCUAUUGUGCAUUGUCUGGGCAGUGAGCAACAGAGUGAGUCUUUGUGCGGGACAUUUAACUGCCUGUUAGCAUGCUAAUUAUGGGAUAUGUGUGUGUGUGUGCGUGUAAAAUGGUUUCCAUCGCAGGAGGAGGUGCUCCAAGAUGCCUCCAUCUCUCUCCUGGGACCUCCACCUCUCCAAUUCCUCUUCCUCUAUCACUUCUUUGUCAUCGGCCAAUUGUGAAACGAAAUUAUCUUUGCUUAUGUCGGAAGAUACUUCCAGGCUUGUGGUUUGCAGCUCCCUCUCUUUCCUUGUCUUAAUUCCGAAUCUCUGUGCUUUUACGGUUCUUUUUGAUCUGUCUCAUUUCAUUAUCAGCUGCUUCCUGUUCUUCCAUGAUUGGAUCGGCUUUGCUUUCCCUGCAAGAUAAAUUCUUUAUUGAUCCAUCCAGAAGGGAAUUUCAGAGCCUCGAUCACAAUCAGUGUCGGGCACUGUCCUUUUAUUUUGGGAUAGAAAAUUCCAGCAUGCAAAGCAAAUACUCCUUUGCGUCCUGAGCAGUGCUUCUUUUUCACCUGGAUUAGGGGUGUUCCAUUACAGAUUCCCAAAAUAUUUGAGGCCAAAGAGCAAAACCCUUGAGAGGAGAAGAAUGGGUCCAGAAACUCAUGUGGUGGACACAAACAUGGCGAAACUAAAGUAUACUGAGGCUAAAAUCAUGGAACAAAAAAUUCUAAUCAUGAAAAAAAACACGUAAUUUUGUCUGGUGAUCUUUAAAUACUUUAGCCUUAAAAAGGACAAGAACUACGCAAGACAAGUGAACCAAAAACGAGUUUGGUCAUGACUGAACUUGAUGGUCACGAGCCAUAUUGUGGGGUACUUCGGCUACGUUCACACUGCAGAGUGUGAUGCCCAAUUCGAAUUUUUUGUUAAAAUCCGAUCUUUUAUGUGGUCGUUCACAUUCCCAAAAAGUAUGCGUCCAGGAAGUGAUGUGCACGCGGAAAACACAAGCUUUGCUUGCUCCCGAGGACUUCCGGACAGCUGCCUUUUGUCCGAUUACUUACACAAAAUAAACACAAUUAGGAGACUGAUAAACUGUUACUUACGGCUUGCUCUAUAACUCUUCAACACGACCAAGUAACGUUGGAAAGGCGUCGGAUUUCAGACUUCGGACUUUUGGCGGAUAGUCCAGCUUCGUAUUGACCCAUGUUGACAAAACAGUCCUAUGUGAAGUGCCGCGACCACUUCUGCCUGAUGCUUGCCUCUUUAGGCACACCCCAACAAACAUUUCCUUGCUCGACGUGCUAACACGGUGAACAGAGCAGAGCGAAGCAGAGCAGGAGGAGGGCAGGCCAGCUUUUUCCUGGGCAUGCCCAUAUAAGGAAGUCCGGGUUGAGUUGACCUGUCCGGUAAAUGUGACCUCGCCGUUCAGACUGCAGUAGCUCGCGUACAUAUCGACGGGUUACAUGAGCAAAAAAAUGGGGAUUGACCUGCAGUGUGAACGUAGCCUUUGUAGCAUUUUAACUUCUUUUAAAUGUGCAUAUUAAUCUGAAUGAUGCCUGAAUGAUUCCAACUGUUUUCUUUCUCAUGUUUCAAAUCCUAAACGCGGAAUCAUUGUCCAUGUGCCGUGUAUUAGCAACAUAAGUGAAUUAAAGGGUGAACGAAGAGGCAACAGCUACUUUGACUCAUGAUAGCAUUUAUUACGUUUACGCAACAUUAAAAUGGUAUUACAUUUAUUCACAGGCAUUUAUGCUCUUAUUUUAGCCCAAAUUAUUGAGAAAACAUUCUAACACAAGUUACUACUGUCUAUCAGUGCUUCACAACCUUCCUUGAGCCAAGGCACGUACUUUACGUUGGAACAAUCUCAUGGGACCCCGCCAAUCAAAAAUAUUACCAGAAGUGUAUACAGUAGAGUGGAUCCAUGCACAUUUGAGAUUCAGCAUUCAUGGCCCCGCAAAUGCGAAAAUAUUUGGUUAUAAAAUGUUUUUUAUUUCAAUAAUUUUUAUUAAUUAUUAAUAAUCAACAUAUACUAUAUAAUGUAAUUAACAUAUAUAUAUAUACACACACACACACACACACACACAUCCAGUAUAUACAUACAGUACAUAUAUAUAUAUGUACUGUAUGUAUAUAUAUA